CAACAGCAGCAGCAACGGCAGUAACAGCAACACCGUGAACAGUAACAGAAGCAACAACAACAGCGACUGCGGGCCCAAUGCUGUGCUGUGGCCAACAGAGGAAGACAUUGCGAAAGAAUACACUAUCCUGCCGUGCGUGGAUACGACGAUGCAGACCGAGCAGACGGUCAAACUGAUCAGCGUCUGUUGGACGGAGGAGCAGAAGUCGACGAGCCUGACCUUUGACCUGGUGCUGCUCGUCUUUAAACUACUCGGCAGAUGGUUGACACAGACGCGCACCUCUGUCAUAGCUGUCCAAUGCAGUGAUCAAGGGUGGCUGGACGCCCUAGAGUUUUGCGUCGCUUUCAACGCUAUGUCGGACAUGAAACUCGACGGAAAUGCAGACAUCUUUCUCUGCACCCAGGUCGUCCAAUGCGCCAUGGAAAAAAACCUUACAGAGGCCCAGUACAAGAACAUCCACACCCUCUGCCGCCAAUACCUUGAGCUGAAGACACGAAGACAAUUGGAGCGUAACGCCAGCAACCUGUCGAGCAUCUCGUUGACCAGCAACCACUCGGCCGUCUCCAUGGCAAGCGACGACUUCUCGGCCGUGAGUGAGGCAGGCGACCACCACCUAGACAGCAUUCCAGACGACGUAGAUGAGCAUCCUCUGACUUCCCCGGAGGCCGUUUCUGAUAGUCAUUAUCCUGACGAUAACGGUGCUGAAAUUAUUCUGAGUUCGGGAGACGGUAACGCUAACAAUAGGAUUGAUCCGAAUCUCGACUUUUAUCCCAUUGACCUUGAUUUGAAUGAUUAUGACCUUGGUGUUGACCAAGAGCCCCUAGAAGGUCAAGGUGGUGUCCUUGACCUUGCUGCUUCUGCGGAAAUCUGUUGUCAUGGCGAUUUGCAAAGCGCUUCAGCAGAAAGCACGAGCGAUUAAGAGUCUGCAACACUGCAUCAUGGUGCCCGUUCGGAUCAGACCUCAUGUGGAAUUCAUGACCUUUUAGCUGGGAUAGCAUAGAUAAUUCCCACUGAAGAAACAUUAACCGGAAGGGGUAUUCACAAUGUAAUUCUAGUAAAGUUUAACUAAAAAAUAAAACAACCUCCCUAAAAAAAAAAAAUUUUUAACACAAAAAAAAACCCUCCCCAGUGUUUUCCCUUGAUUGAAUGGACACACUCGACGAGGUUACAAUAAUGUAAUGUAACAAAGAAGACAAACUGGACACUAUAAGGUUUUAUUGUACAUAUUAUAACAUCGCAUGACCCCACAAAUAGUCUGACGACUGAAACUGUCUUUUUGAUCCAUGUACACAGCCCUCGAUGUGAGCUUUUUGAUGUAGCCUACUGUAUUUGAUGCCAUGUUUAUGUGUUUAUCAAAAUUGACCAAUUGUUAAAAAUAAAACGUUUGGAACAGUGAUUCUUUAAAAAUCCUCUUCGAAUUUCCCAUACAAAUAGGCCUAUUGCAGAAUGUGUAGAUUAAAAUGAGAUCUUGCAAAAAAAGAAACCAAAUUAUUAUUUGACCAUUUCAGAGUUUGAAUAAAAAACGAAAAAAAACCCACAGGAACUAAACCUGUAUACUUCCAAAGAAGCCAAGAACGUUUCUGGGUGUCAUCGUAUAAUAUUAAUUAUGACAAUCGUUAUGCUUUUCUUAUUAUUAGCUGGCCGUGUUAGUCAGAUAACCAAUUCUCUUGUGUAAGUUACCAAUAGAAAUACUGAUGCUGAUGAUAGAAACCUGUACACGAGAUUAGAAUCUGUGCUUGGUAAAGUUUGACUUUUUACUACGGUCGUUUUUGUUGUUACAUUGGUCAUGAAUACUCAUAAUGAGGAUGUUGACGUUUAUCCCAUUACUAGACAUAAUGUGAGUUAUUUCCAAAGCGACAGAUCCAUUUCAACCACUUGUAAAAAAAAAAACAGGUCUUUUUUAUUAUCGUUUUUGUUGAAAGUAUGUCAUGACUUUGCUUGUUACACGUGUUUAAAAAUGAAAGCUCUCCUCCUACAGUAUCUAUUUGAAGUUACUUUAUCGGGGUUUUUUUGUGGUAAGUGAUUUACGGCGCUCGCAACUACAUAAGGUCAUAUGAGCGCACUUUAUCGUUCGCAUCUUUGUUACCAAUAAUACAUACAUGUUGAUGUAUUAGACACAUGUCCACAGUCUAAGUGCGUAAAUAAUUAAAACAUUCCUAAAAUCUCAGACGCCACAAUAGUAAAUAGUGGUUAUAUACUCGCCAGGCGUUUUUAAUGCAAAACGCACCAGCAUUUGCAUAUCUUAUAAUAUGACCAAUGGCUGAAACUGACUCCUCGAUAAACAUCAGAGUGAAAUAUGACACAAUGAGCAAACAGCAUUAAGUUAAAUGUAAGCAUGAAUGUAAACAUUUAAGACUUAAAUUUUGAUUUUACCCAUCAAAGUUUACUCUGUCAGUGCAAGAUGCAUUUCUCAAACAGUCCAAUUUUAUUAUCUUUCUCACCAUCACAUUUGGACAAGACAAUGUAUCCAUUAUAAAUGUAUGAUUAUGUAUCAACAAUGAGAACGGCGACUUAACUGUAUCAGAUUUUUCCUCAAUACUACUAAACGUAAGUGUCCAAAGAGUUCAACAAGUUAUCAGAAGAUUGUAAUUUUGUCCUUCAUAACUUUUAAAACGGAUGGAAAUACGUGGUAUGCUAUUUUAUACAAUAUUAUUUUGUAAGCACGAUAAUGAUUAUGAAAAUGCUAUUCUCCCCUUUCUCUUUC
Aplysia californica (California sea hare) is the source of this 2704-nucleotide messenger RNA. RefSeq lists its product as uncharacterized. Gene Ontology annotation, molecular function: protein tyrosine phosphatase activity. Gene Ontology annotation, biological process: protein dephosphorylation. Lineage: Eukaryota; Metazoa; Mollusca; Gastropoda; Aplysiida; Aplysiidae. The record is from RefSeq and is a predicted model, not a curated record.